Molecule: messenger RNA, 312 nt
Organism: Rangifer tarandus platyrhynchus (Svalbard reindeer)
Lineage: Eukaryota; Metazoa; Chordata; Mammalia; Artiodactyla; Cervidae
Source: the annotation of a GenBank genome assembly
AUGACCCCCUCCCGCCUCUCAGACACCAGCACACCGGGGAGUCGGCUCCCAAGCAGAGCCGCCUGGACAGCUUCCUUCCUGCCCCGGGGCCCGGCGGUGGGCGAGAGGCUGAGGGGUGCUCAGAGACGCCCAGCCCUGGCGAAGGGGCCCCCUGGGCUGCCGCCUGCCGGACCGCCCCACGAGGCUCCACUGCUGAACGCCAGCUCCCCGAGCAGGGUGCCCCGACUCUUGGAUGACGGGGGCUCCGCCGUGGCCCCUCCUCUGGCCCCCAGGCCUGGCGCCUCCCUGCUGCCAGCCACUGCUUGUUUUUAG